Molecule: messenger RNA, 888 nt
Organism: Anastrepha ludens (Mexican fruit fly)
Lineage: Eukaryota; Metazoa; Arthropoda; Insecta; Diptera; Tephritidae
Product: trypsin-1-like
Exons: 3
Coding region: 50-826 (258 amino acids)
Biological process (GO): proteolysis
Molecular function (GO): serine-type endopeptidase activity
Source: RefSeq, a predicted model, not a curated record
UUGCUAAAUUCAUUCAAUCUUUCAUUUGAUUUCUAUUCCACGUGCCGAAAUGUGGACUAAAUACGCCUUAGUGUUGUUCGCCUUGGUGGGCGUAGCGUAUUGCUAUCCUCAAGGACGUGUGGUCAAUGGCACUGACACUGUGAUUGAAAAUUUUCCAUUUAUGGUGUCACUGCGCGGUUCAACCGGCUCACAUUCGUGUGGCUCCAGCAUUAUUGCACCGCGUUGGAUACUCACCGCCGCUCAUUGUGUUUAUGGCGCCAAAGCAUCGAGCAUCAGCAUUCAAUUUGCCUCGACAGAGCUCAAUGCAAAUAGUGCAAAUGUGGCGAAGGUGAAACGUAUCAUAGUGCAUGAAAACUAUUCGAGCACGGAUAUCACAAAUGACGUUGCCUUGUUGGAGUUGAGUGGUCAAUUGGUGUACAACUACAAAACUAUCGCACCAGUAACGUUGCCAGAACAGAAUUUUGAGAUACCACAAACUACGGAAGGUGUUCCCGGUGUAUUGGCUGGUUGGGGUCGGAAUUAUACCGGCGGCCCUGUUCAGACAAUUCUUCAGGAAGUCGCAUUGAAGAUUUACUCAGAUGAGCAGUGCAUUUCACUUCACAAUAACGAGACUACUGUUGACAACAUUUGCGGUGGCGUAGAUGAAGGCUGGAAGGGUCAGUGCAAUGGUGAUUCCGGUGGUCCUCUGCUCUAUGAGGGGAAUAUUCAAUUGGGCAUUGUGUCUUGGAGUAUCAAGCCAUGCACUACACCACCAUACCCAGGUGUGUACACUAAAGUGUCCCACUAUGUCGACUGGAUUAAGGAAAAUUGUGAUUCAUGUGUUUGAGUAGUGAUUUCUUAUAACUAAAAUAAAAAUAUGUUUCUCUGCGAAAAGUAAACAGAGAAAGU